GCAGGCGCCAUCCUCAUGCUGAGUGCUGCGUCUCGAGCUGUGGCUCGUGCCACUGCCCGCUGCGCGCGUUGCUCCCAGCGACUCGCGGUCAGAACAGUCACCAUGGCCGGGACGCAGCCGCAGGUUGCCUCGGGCACCCUGGCUCAGCCCGCCACAGUGCUGGGCACCAUGGAGAUGGGGCGCCGCAUGGACGCGUCCGACAGCGCCGCGGCCGUGAGCGCCUUCCUGGAGCGCGGCCACACGGAACUGGACACGGCCUUCAUGUAUUGCGACGGCCAGUCGGAGAGCAUCCUGGGCAGCCUGGGGCUCCGGCUGGGCAGCGGCGACUGCAGAGUGAAAAUUGCCACCAAGGCCAACCCUUGGGAUGGGAAGUCCCUGAAGGCUGACAGUGUCCGGUCCCAGCUGGAGACGUCGCUCAAACGAUUGCAGUGUGCCCAGGUGGACCUCUUCUAUCUACACGCACCUGACCACAGCACCCCCGUGGAAGAGACACUGCACGCCUGCCACCAGCUGCACCUGGAGGGCAAGUUUGUGGAGCUUGGCCUCUCCAACUAUGCUGCUUGGGAGGUGGCCGAGAUCUGUACUCUCUGCAAGAACCAUGGCUGGAUCCAGCCGACAGUGUACCAGGGCAUGUACAACGCCACCACACGGCAGGUGGAAACAGAGCUCUUCCCCUGCCUCCGCCACUUUGGACUCAGGUUCUACGCCUACAACCCUUUGGCUGGGGGCCUGCUGACCGGCAAGUACAAGUAUGAGGACAAGGAUGGGAAACAGCCUGUGGGCCGCUUCUUUGGGAAUAGCUGGUCUGAGACCUACAGGAAUCGCUUCUGGAAGGAGCACCACUUCAAAGCCAUUGCCCUGGUGGAGAAGGCCCUGCAGACAGCUUACGGCUCCAGUGCCCCCAGCAUGACCUCGGCUGCCCUGCGGUGGAUGUACCACCACUCCCAGCUCCAGAGUGCCCAUGGUGAUGCCAUCAUCCUUGGCAUGUCCAGCAUGGAGCAGUUGCAGCAGAACUUGGCAGCAUCUGAGGAAGGGCCCUUGGAGCCUGCUGUCGUGGACACCUUUAACCAAGCCUGGCAUUUGGUUGCCCAUGAAUGUCCCAACUACUUCCGCUAG
Messenger RNA from Chrysochloris asiatica (Cape golden mole), 1116 nucleotides. It is a transcript of the gene AKR7A2, whose product is annotated as aldo-keto reductase family 7, member A2 (aflatoxin aldehyde reductase). The coding region runs from base 16 to 1116 and encodes 366 amino acids. The record is from RefSeq and is a predicted model, not a curated record. The transcript has 7 exons. Lineage: Eukaryota; Metazoa; Chordata; Mammalia; Afrosoricida; Chrysochloridae.